Salvia hispanica is the source of this 1379-nucleotide messenger RNA. RefSeq lists its product as uncharacterized. Lineage: Eukaryota; Viridiplantae; Streptophyta; Magnoliopsida; Lamiales; Lamiaceae. The record is from RefSeq and is a predicted model, not a curated record.
UCAUUAGUAUCUCAAACAACUUUGCAGCAAAUAAAAUUUGAAUCUUGGUUAUAAAUUUCCUCUCGUGGUCAGCACUAGUUACAGAGAGAGGGCAUAAAAAUUGGAUCUUGACAACUAUAUUUCGUUUUCCGUUCAAUUUUUUCGGCGACAUUUUCAUGGUUAUGCUUCUUUGGAUCUGGGUUUUCUUGGUUUAUCCAAAAGCAAACAGGGAUUUUGGGUGAAAAUUUAUGGGCUUAAGUGAAGAGAAUUGCUUCUGACACACUGAUUUAAUAGCAUUUUUGGCUUAGGAAUUCACUGCCACUGAGUGGUAAAAAUUGGGAAGAAAGAGUAGAAAGUGAUUGUAUCUAUGAAAGAAAGGGAAAUUGUGAUUAAUAUUGAGAAUUGUAUGGAAAGUAUGAAUCAAGAAGGUGGGGUUUCUCCCAAUUCAGAGGUGUGUGGUAUGCCUAUGAGUGUUGAUGCAUUAGCCAAUGGUGAAAACUCAUUAAGCCCUUUGAGAAAUGCUAUGGAUGCUGGUGGGGUUUCUCCGAAUUCAGAGGGGAAAACGAGGAAGGAGAGGCGCUCGACGAUGAGUGCCAAGAAGCCUCCUCGGCCUCCCAGAGAUUUGUCGUUGGACGCUGCUGAUCAGAAGCUGAUCAAGGAGAUAUCCGAGCUUCUUAUGAUGAAACGUGCUAGGAUCGAACGGAUCAAGGCGUUGAAGAAGGCGAAGGCAGCAAAAGGGGUGUCUUCGUCAGCUUCCUCUGCUGGCAACUUGAUAGCUAUGCUCUUCACACUUCUGUUCUGCAUUGUCAUCAUUUUCCAAGGGUGCCAUCCUUGGGGGAAUUUUACAAGGAACAGCUCAGGCGUAGGCGACCCUAUUUCACCAAUGUCGGAUGGAGCGACAGAGGGCAACGUUCUUGCCCUUAAGGAAACACAAAAUUUGUCUAGCGGUAGUGUGCACAUGUCGUAUGAAGUUGGAUCCCCAAAUCUACUGGUUCGUGGCUCAGAUAAUAAGGCCGAAGGUGGAAGAGCCAUCCAUUGAUACGACUGUUUCUGGGCAUUGAUCGCGUCCAGUCCAACAUUGAGAUUAUACGAUGCUAGGUGUGCGAGAGCGCAUCAGGGUACAUAAUGCAGUGUGCGCGCGUGCACGCUGGUUUACGUGUAGCUAGGUAAUAUUACCUGGCUAACAUCAAGGGAAGGCCAGGGUUGUGUGUUGAGGGAUUUUGUCUGAUUUCUGGGAUAACUGCUUCUGGCAUUAAGGAAUUCCAUGUGCUUAGAUCCAGGAAAUAAGCUAUGUACAUUUAUGUAUGUCUUAUACUUUAAUUAGUAAUUACUGUAAUUGUUGCCAUGAAAAUAAAUACUAGUACUAAUAAGAUUUCAGCAGUGUUGACUUGCUUUAUUUA